AUGUUUUUUGUUAAUGGAAACACCUUUUCCUCUUUGGGUUCCGCUGAAGACACAGAAUAUCAAGGAAGCAUUCUCUUUGAUCCAAGAUCGAUCCUGGGUGUUGCACACUAUUGCCAGCUCACAAGGGUAUUGGACUGGAUUCUCAAGCCGAAACGAAGGGAGGAAGACGCCAAUCUCUCUACUUGCGAUGAGCAGGAGGAUGAGGAGGCUAGAGGAGAUGAGGAAAAUUGCAGUUUCGGCGAAGAUGGCGUUGACGGUUUUCUUCAACUCUACGAGGACGGUGAUUGGCCGGCCAUGGACUUCGUAAAAAGUCAGUUAGUACUUCACUUGGCUCAGGUGCUGAAAAGUAUUCAGCCGAUCCCCCAGGGCUGCAAAGAUAUCCCCAUCUAUCUUGAACCGGAUGCAACCACAACGGCUGAGUUUAUUACCGUGAUGCAGUCGCAAUUGGAUGAGAACUAUUGUCUACCCUGGCGCCUCUAUCCCAGCGCUCCUGAGCUCGUCUUUGGUCGGGUCGUCUGCCGCCUUGUGUGGCAAAUAGGUCGGAUCUUCGGAGCCUCACUCAUCCAAGGUCAUCUCUACGAGCCGUUCCAGGCUCUACUUAUGGAAAAGACUCUACAAGGCUAUUUCGAAUAUAGCCUCAAAGCUCUGCCGACGGGGCUCCUUGCUGGAUACUGUUGUUUCCUCGCGUCGGCUAACACGAAAUCGGAGAUCAAUAGGGUGAAAAUGCUGCUUACAAACGCAAUCUUCCUCCAUACUCAGGAUUCUUGCUCGCUACACGGCGUUCGGUUUGCAAUUAUGUGCCUGUGGUUAGUUCAUUUUACCCCCAUACUAGUUCGCUAUUGUCUAUUAGUCUCCCUCGUUGUCAGCCUCAUGUCUGAGCUCCUCCUUUAA
This is a messenger RNA of Dibothriocephalus latus, 891 nucleotides long. The record is from the annotation of a GenBank genome assembly. Lineage: Eukaryota; Metazoa; Platyhelminthes; Cestoda; Diphyllobothriidea; Diphyllobothriidae.